Molecule: messenger RNA, 2856 nt
Organism: Moneuplotes crassus
Lineage: Eukaryota; Ciliophora; Spirotrichea; Euplotida; Euplotidae
Source: the annotation of a GenBank genome assembly
AUGAAUAAGCUUAACAAGUUUGCCAAAUUAACUUGCCAGCUCACUCAUUGUAAAGACAAGGCCAAGUACUUCGUGCCUUCCUUCUCACAUUAUAUCUGCGGAGGGUGCAAGCAAACCAAAUUCUUUGACGAAGAGGUCAUCUUUCUGUCUGAUCCUGAAGAAGUCAAGAAGGCUUUGCAGUAUGUUGAAUACAGCAUUCAUUCAGUAAAUGUUUGCAUGAUGCAAGAACCCAAACUCAAAAACAAAUGGAGAGCAUUGCUUGAGUCUCUCGAAGCCUUCAAGCAUAGAUAUGGACAAAGCAAAGUAGCUUUUGACAACAUAAUCAAGAACCAACAAUGGCCUAAGCUUAGCAAAGUUCUAGAUGAACUCAAUUCCAUUCAGACAGAUUGGAAGGCCAGUGAGAUAUUCUGUGAGUUCCUUCACUAUGAGAGACAAGAGAGUGUCAGACUCAAGUGCAAAGGAGUUAUUGUACAGAGUCUGACGAUGCAAGAAAACGUCAUUCUCAAAGCACAAAUAGACACACUUCAAAGAGACAAAGUUAUUCUCGAACAAAAACUGUACAAACAGAAUUGAUGAGCUCACUGCUCUGAAGGAUGACAUUACAGCUGAAAAAGACGAUCUAGCCAGAGCCUUGAAGCAUCUGAUACUGAAGUCACUGAUCUGAAGAAUAGCAACACAGAGCUUGAAACCACUCUCUCAAACUGUCAGUGAGAGAAAGCACAAUAUUUGGAACAGUUCGAGACUCUGAAAGAUCACUGUGAAGAACUGAAAGAUCUUGCCACAAAUUCUCGUAAGAUUGCAGAAAAUAUUGGAGACAAAGUUGACAAGAUGCAAGAAGCCCAAAACCAUGUUCAGACCACUAAAGAUUUUAAACUACCCAAAGAGAAUCCCAAGUCAGUCGAAGGAAGGAAUAAAGAACUGAAAGGCUCUGCUGAUUUGUUGUCCAGGCUCAGAUUUGAUGAAGGAAUUGCUUCUGAGGCACUCAAAGACCCUAGAUUCAACCAAUACUUGGAUAAUAUUCUUAAGUCUAAAACUUUCUCAUGCUCACUAGGAAAUGUGAAUCACGGCAAACUGUUUUCACUUCUUACAAAACAAUCUUCCCAGCUGCUGGAGAAAGUUGAAUUCUGGGGAAUAGGAAGAGUUGAUGCAGCCAGCGCGAACUUAUUCCUCCAGACCUGUAUUCCCUCUUCUCUGCAGACUCUCUCCCUCAACUUCUACAAUGGAACCUCCAACUCCUCAAUAACCCCCUACUUGGCCUCAGUGCUGGCUCUGAUGACCAAGGUGACCUCCAAGUUAACUUUGUACAAAGUGAAGAUUAAGAAGUCUGAGAAGAAAAUGAUCGACCAGGCUUUUGGUGCUGUUGAAGUUGAGUAUGACUGUAAGGUGUUUUAUCAAAAGUUAGAUAUUUCUCUAGUUUUGAUCUUAGGUUAAUGUUUUCUUAUAAUUUCCUCACUUCUUGUGAGAGCAGAAUAUCAAAUUCAUAUCCUACGGAGGAAUGAAAUAGACCCAAUUCUAUUUAACUGAUGUCAAUCCAUUGAUGCUCAAACUGACAAUCUUCAUGAUCGAUACUUUGGUAUUGCUCUGUGUUAAUGCUGUCUGCAUAUGAUUAGUUAACUCGUUAGUUUUAGAGUUUGUAGAAACAACUCUGAUAUUGGCAAUCUGAAUUCUAGACCUAGUUUUGUGAUUUUGUGGGCUCUUGUUCAUCUGGGGUUCACUUCCAGAUUGUAGUUCUUUAUUUGAAGCAUUUCCUGAUCAUUUGUUCCAUUAGCUUGAUCAUCCACUUGAGUAAGGGGAUUAUUGCUUCUCCAUUUCUUUACCUUCUCUAUAUCCUUUUUAAUACAGCUUUCCUCAUCAGCAUCAGCAACAAUUUUUCUAGCUAAUCCACUUAGUAAUUUUUUGCUGCCAAGUUUCUUUGCUAUUUAUACUCCUACAAAUCACUUAUUCUCAGACACUUUCCUCCAUCCUUUCUUGUCCAACUUAUAUCUUAGGGGUGUUGAGAUUAUUUUUCCAUCUUCUUUUUGAGCUCUUAGAGGGUGAUAUUUCCAGGCAGAGUUUUUAUUUCGCUUCGAUAAUAUCUUCAUAGGAUCUAUAUAAUAGUUUCCUUGCUUGCGUUCUCCUAAAGAAGUUUGAGUACCACUCUCUAUGUCCAGAUUAGUUUCUCUCAAAGUAAUAUCCUCUAGUAUUUCUUUUCUUGCCAUAAGUUGGUAUUAGUUCAACUCUCCAAUCAUAAUAUGAUCCUCCACUUGUGAAUCUCCAAUCUUUAACAAUGGUGAAUCCUUUGCGGAACUGUUUCAUACCUUCUCUCUUUUGAGUGUGAUGAGCUACUAAAUGUAAUCCCUGUUUAGGACAUCUUGCUUUGUUAUGAAAUUCACUUUCUUCAAAGGCAUCUUUACAGUCAGUGCAAGCAUUUUCUUCCGGUCUUCAUCUUUAAAUUCUUUUCUUAAUAUUUCUUCACUAUUUUAUUUAAUAUUUUCUCAUUUUCUUCCUUUUCUCAAUUACUUGUUGGGCACCUAUUUUGCUGCUCUUUUUAUUGCAAGUCAUUUACUUCUCGUAUAUAAAAUCCAACUCUUGCACAUUCUUAACAAUGAUUUCCAUGGAUUCAUAGAUAUUUUCCAUCACCAUGUCUGAACUGUUCUUUAUUGUCACCCUGAAAUCUUCAGAGGAUGCUUUAUUUGUGACUAAUUCAUCUAGCAUCUUGUAAUGCUUAUCAAUAAGCAGUAGCAUUCUCUCGUGCAGUUAGCCCAUUACUCAGCCAUAUUAUGUUAAUAUGACUGUAAGGCAUUUGAUGAGGGAAAGUCACCUUUUUGUUUGGGGAGUGUCGAGGUACUUAACGGGUAACAGGAAAUCCAGUUCAAG